Molecule: messenger RNA, 363 nt
Organism: Arabis nemorensis
Lineage: Eukaryota; Viridiplantae; Streptophyta; Magnoliopsida; Brassicales; Brassicaceae
Source: the annotation of a GenBank genome assembly
AUGGAUGUGGGCCCGGGUGAACCAAUUUCUAAUCUACGAUCACAAGAUGGCAUGGUGGAAAACCAGUCAAACCACGAGGGAGGAAUUCUUAUCAAGCCGAGCUCUAUACCAUGUGAAGAAAGCAGUGAGCAUGGGCAGGAUGUCGAAACAAUAGACCCAGCUCCGGAAGAAUCAAUUGUGGAAACAAGGAAAGUAUCUGAGAAGUCUAUGUUGGAAAAUUAUAAACCCGGGGACCUUCACGAUGAGGAUGAGCAUGCUGAGUUAGAACAGAAAUUGCAAGAACCAAUUAUUCUUGGCAGCCCAAUCGACUCGGAACAGGUAGAGGGAACCACGCGGAGCUAUGUUGGCGAUAUACCAGAUUAG